Messenger RNA from Ectocarpus siliculosus, 3478 nucleotides. The record is from the annotation of a GenBank genome assembly. Lineage: Eukaryota; Phaeophyceae; Ectocarpales; Ectocarpaceae.
AUGAGGAGAUCACGAUCAUGGGGUUUGGUAGCAGUAGCAACAGCAGCAGCAGCGGUAGCGGCACCAGGAGCUUCUGCUUUCUUGAUCCCAAGAGCCGCCUGUAAUACACGGGAUGCAUCAAGAGGAGGAGGGGGAGGCACGGCCGGAGCAAGCAGUAGCAGCAGAAGCACCACCACCACCACCACCACCAGCGGUGAUCCUGCCCGGUUGGCGCCGUCGUCGCAACCAAGAUGUUCAGGGCUAACGCUCGGAGGUAGCGGCGAUGCCCGUCGGCGUCAGCAGCAGAGUCGUGGUGACCUGGUGAGGAUGCUGGCUAAGGCGACGGCAAGCAGGGAGGAGACCGAGACCGACGUCUCGCUCAUCCGAAAUUUCUCGAUCGUGGCGCACAUCGACCACGGCAAGAGUACGCUGGCGGACAGGUUGCUGGAGUACUGCGACGCGGUGGCGAAGCGGGAGAUGAAGAAGCAGCUGCUGGACAGCAUGGACCUGGAGCGGGAGAGGGGCAUCACCAUCAAGCUCAACGCUGCGAGGAUAGAGUACCCCGCGGAAGACGGGAAGACGUACGUCCUCAACCUCAUCGACACGCCUGGGCACGUCGACUUCUCCUACGAGGUAUCCCGGUCGCUGGCGGCGUGCGAGGGCGCCCUACUCGUGGUGGACGCGUCUCAGGGGGUGGAGGCGCAGACCCUGGCCAACGUCUACCUCGCCCUGGAGAACGACCUCGAGAUCAUCACGGUGCUCAACAAGAUAGACCUGCCCGCCGCGGACCCCUACCGCAUCGCCGAAGAGGUGGAAGCGACGAUUGGUCUGGACUGCACCGAGGCCAUCCCGGCGUCCGCGAAGACGGGGGUAGGCAUUCAGGAGAUCCUCGAGGCGGUGGUGAAAAACGUCCCGCCGCCCCCGGGUCCCACGGGGGGACCCCUUAGGGCGCUCAUCUACGACUCUGUCUACGACGAGUACAAGGGUGUGAUCGUGUACUUCCGCAUCGUAGACGGUGAGAUCCGAAGGGGGGACAAGAUCAAGUUCAUGGCCAACGGGGUCGAGCGCGAGGUGAUCGAGGUCGGGGUGCGAAAACCCGGGGCGUACGAGAUGGAGCGACUGGGGACGGGCGAGGUGGGCUACAUGGUCUGCGGGGUUAAGAACGUCCUGGACGCUCGCGUGGGGGACACCAUCACCAGCGCCAAAGAACCGUCGGAGGAACCGUUGGACGGAUACGAGGAGGCGAAACCCAUGGUGUUCUGCGGGCUGUAUCCCACUGACGCGGAGGAUUACGAAAUCCUGCGAGACUCGCUGGGGAAGCUCAAGCUCAACGACGCCGCUCUGGCCUACGAGCCCGAGGCUUCGUCCGCGAUGGGCUUCGGCUUCAGGUGCGGUUUCCUUGGGCUGUUGCACAUGGAGAUCGUGCAGGAGAGGCUGGAGAGGGAGUACAACCUUGACCUCGUCAUCACCGCACCUUCGGUUGUCUACAAGGCGCGGACGCCCAAGGGCGAACUGAUUGAUGUCGACAGCCCGUUCAAGAUGCCGGACGCGGACAAGCGGAGCGGCACUCAGGAGCCCUUCGUCAGGCUGGAGAUGCUCACCCCACAGGAGUACACCGGCACCUUGAUGGAGCUGUGCCAGAGCCGUCGGGGUGUGCUGAUGGACAUGAAGUUCGUGACGUCUGCGAGGGGGAGCAUCAUCUACGAGAUACCGCUGGCGGAGGUUAUCACGGAUUUCUUCGACCAGGUUAAGUCCCGCAGCAAGGGUUACGCCUCCAUGGAGUACCAGAUCCUGGAGUGGCGGGACCAGGACCUGGUGCGGUUGGACAUCAAGAUCAACGGGGAGGACGCGCCCCCGCUGUCGACGGUGUGCCACAGGGACCAGGCGCAUCAGAGGGGUAAAGUGCUGACGGAGAAGCUCAAGCAGCUGAUCCCGAGGCAAAUGUUCCGGGUGCCGAUCCAGGCCUGCAUCGGGGUGAAGCCCGUGGCGUCAUCGGCGAUCCCGCCGAUGCGUAAGGACGUCCUGGCCAAGUGCUACGGUGGCGACAUCUCGAGGAAGAAGAAGCUGCUCAACAAGCAGGCCAAGGGCAAGAAGAGGAUGAAGUCCAUGGGUAGGGUCAACGUGCCCCAGGAGGCCUUCAUGGCCGUUCUAGACCUCGGUAACGAGUGAUGAUGUUGUGAUGAUGAUGAUGAAGAUGGACGUGACUGCUGCUGUGGUCCGCACCCAUCCGUGCGUGUGGUUGCAGGGUUUGUUGUUCUUGUCAUCGUCACAUCGCAGCAGUGGCUUGGUAUGACGAGGCUGCUUGACUCCUUUGACAAAGAAGGAGGAGCGGGCUUCAUGCCGUCCCAAACCUCAGCAACGAGUGAUGGUGAUGCAUGCAUUAGCUGCUUGACGCCUUUGACAAGAAGGAAGAGUGCUAAGGUUUCUCGUGGGGGUCCUUCCCCGUAGCAGUCGUGACAAAGAGGCGAGGAGAGAAAUGAAGCACGAGGUUGGUGGCAAUGACCCGGCGGUGUCCGGGACGUCUGGAGGAGCCGCUUCGGGCUCACGGAGAGCGUGCGUGUUUAUCUCGGGGUGAGAUUCGUGAAAUUGACGUGUUUAUAGAGGCAGGACUUGUGUGUGAGGAUAAGGAUGGAUGCAACGGUGGAGGGAGUCAUGAAGGUCAAGUGGUGUGGAAACCAAGCCUCGGAUUGUUUUCGGAUUGUUUUGGGACAUGUGCGAGCAUGCUCUCUCUGGGGGGUGUGAGACACACAAGACGGGAGGUAUUUCGUGUCCGGGUGAUACAUCCAGAGGCCCUCAUUGCCGCGCUGUCGGCCUCCGCGACUACUAGUAAUGUUACUCUUAGGCGUCUACUCUUGAUAGCGUCAAAAUAAUAGAAAGACUGCACGCCUUCAAGGCAUUGUUCCGUCCGUUGCACGAUAGUGGACAUUCGUGGCGUGCGAGGGGUGCUCGACAUCCAGCAGCGAUGUAUUUUCAUGCACUGCAUGACGUUGCGAUGGUUUUUGCCCCUGAGACAAGAGUAGUGUUUCGUGUGUGUUUCGGAACAGUUGUACUUUGUUCAAGGGCUCAACCAUUGCCCCGAGCUCCCCCAACGACCGGUUCAUCGUAACUGUCGGAUGCGGCUAUUACAAUACCUGAUCAACGUCCAAGACACACACCCCGCGGGCGUGGUCGGUGCGAUAAGAAUAGGAGUAGUAAAUAGUGCGGUUGAUUCCCCACUUGCAUGCAGCCAAGAGACGGACUUAGAAAAGCAAAGGUUUCCGGAUCAACACCAAAAGAGUGGCGGGCAGAAACAAAAAAAUGAACCACAUGUAUCCAUGUACCGGCGGUGAUGUCGUCGGUUGACGUUAGACGUGUGUCGAACGGCCAACCGGACGAACGCCACACAGCAGUACGGCUUCGUCUUGUUGAUUCAAUCUAUGGAGCUUCGCGGAGGCGGUAUGGUGUUGUACUUCGCGUAUCGUUCCCUCUCUGUCUUUGUGCUUGCUUGGCGGCAAGAUAC